GGAGAGGAGGGGUGGGCACACUGGUCCCCAGGUUGGGUGUGUGGGGCCGAGGUGGGUGGUGGGUGGCCACUUCCUAGGACUGUGGCCUGUGCAACCUCGGGGGGGCGAUGGGUUGCCGUUCACUGACGGGGGAGGUGGGCCAGCAGUUUCCAGGUGACAGGCAGGAGUUUGGUUUUGGCUGUGGUGACUUCGAGAUUCCCCAGGGGCCUCCAGAUGGAUGUGCAAUGUUAGCGGCCUCGGCCAGCAGGCGGGAGGACCUCCCUGAUAUGCCCCAACCCCUGGUUGACAGGAUCCCGCUGCACAAGUUCACGUCCAUCCGCCGGACCAUGUCGGAGAUGGGGGGCCCUGUGGAGGACCUGAUUGCCAAAGGCCCCAUCUCGAAGUACUCCCAGGCGAUGCCGGCCGUGACCGAGGGGCCCAUUCCCGAGGUGCUGAAGAACUACAUGGACGCCCAGUACUACGGGGAGAUCGGCAUCGGGACGCCUCCCCAGUGCUUCACGGUCGUCUUCGACACGGGCUCCUCCAACCUGUGGGUCCCCUCCAUCCACUGCAAACUGCUGGACAUCGCUUGCUGGCUCCACCACAAAUACAACAGCGACAAGUCCAGCACCUACGUGAAGAAUGGCACCUCAUUUGACAUCCACUACGGCUCGGGCAGCCUCUCCGGAUACCUGAGUCAGGACACUGUGUCGGUGCCCUGCAAGUCAGCGUCAUCAACCGCUGCCCUGGGCGGUGUCAAAGUGGAGAGGCAGGUCUUCGGGGAGGCCAUCAAGCAGCCAGGCAUCACCUUCAUCGCAGCCAAGUUCGACGGCAUCCUGGGCAUGGCCUACCCCCGCAUCUCCGUCAACAACGUGCUGCCCGUCUUCGACAACCUGAUGCAGCAGAAGCUGGUGGACCAGAACAUCUUCUCCUUCUACCUGAACAGGGACCCAACUGCGCAGCCCGGGGGUGAGCUGAUGCUGGGCGGCACGGACUCCAAGUAUUACAGGGGUUCUCUGUCCUACCUGAACGUCACCCGCAAGGCCUACUGGCAGGUCCACCUGGACCAGGUGGAGGUGGCCAGCGGGCUGACCCUGUGCAAGGAGGGCUGUGAGGCCAUUGUGGACACAGGCACCUCCCUCAUGGUGGGCCCCGUGGAUGAGGUGCGCGAGCUGCAGAAAGCUAUCGGGGCCGUGCCACUGAUCCAGGGCGAGUACAUGAUCCCCUGUGAGAAGGUGUCCACCCUGCCCACGAUCACACUGAAGCUGGGAGGCAAAGGCUACAAGCUGUCCCCAGAGGACUACACGCUCAAGGUGUCGCAGGCCGGGAAGACCCUCUGCCUGAGCGGCUUCAUGGGCAUGGACAUCCCGCCACCCAGCGGGCCACUCUGGAUCCUGGGCGACGUCUUCAUCGGCCGCUACUACACUGUGUUUGACCGCGACAACAACAGGGUGGGCUUCGCCGAGGCUGCCCGCCUCUAGUUCCCAAGCCGUCGGCGUGCCAGCACAGAAACAGAGGAGAGUCCCGGAGGAGGAGGCCCCUGGCCCCCUGGCGCCUCCCACACGUAGUCACACACACUCACACACUUGCCUGCCCACUGCCCUGGGUGCCCUGGAAGCCGGCAGCCCAAGUCAGACCUGCUGUUUUGUUCUGUGGUUUUCCCCUUCCUGGGUUCAGAAACGCCACCUACCUGUCCGCCUGUCUAUCUCUCCACCUGU
This is a messenger RNA of Mandrillus leucophaeus (drill), 1697 nucleotides long. RefSeq names its product cathepsin D (gene CTSD). Gene Ontology annotation, cellular component: lysosome. The transcript has 8 exons. Gene Ontology annotation, biological process: proteolysis. Gene Ontology annotation, molecular function: aspartic-type endopeptidase activity. The record is from RefSeq and is a predicted model, not a curated record. The coding region runs from base 108 to 1460 and encodes 450 amino acids. Lineage: Eukaryota; Metazoa; Chordata; Mammalia; Primates; Cercopithecidae.